Helianthus annuus (common sunflower) is the source of this 681-nucleotide messenger RNA. RefSeq lists its product as uncharacterized. The record is from RefSeq and is a predicted model, not a curated record. The coding region runs from base 116 to 574 and encodes 152 amino acids. The transcript has 4 exons. Lineage: Eukaryota; Viridiplantae; Streptophyta; Magnoliopsida; Asterales; Asteraceae.
ACCACCAUGCAAGUAUUCCCUUCUUCCUUGACAAGAAUCAUUCAUAUGAACUCUAUCUUGUUGUUCAUAUAUACUAUUAAACAUAAACUCAAGUCUCAUUCAACCUUUGCAAGAUAUGGGCCAAACUAUUGGAAAAGAGGAAAAGAAUGAUCUCGGUCCAACCAUAGGAAAAUGCUACGACAAACAUUUUUCAGACCGUAACAAGGAAUGGAACUCGGCUGAGUUUUAUCAUGCAGUCUGUGAGAUCGUCGAAGAAAUGAACACCAUGCUUGGUAGCACUCAAUUCCAUGUUCCAAAGACUUCUACCCUUGAACAAGCCUACAAUAAGCACCACAAAGGAAAAGAGAAGUCAUUGAGCAAGGAAGAGUUUCAAAGGAUCAUGCAAGAUAUAAUCCUGGAUUCCGGUAUUACUGGAAUGGGAAUCAAAGACAUACUCCUCUUCAUCUUUGGAAUCCCGAUUGUAACAACGUUUGUCAAGCAACGAGCAGGCGCGACAGCCAUUCCCAAUGACAUUUUCAUUCCGGCUGUUACUUCUGCAUCCGUCUUCCUCCUCACCAAACUAAACAAAAUAUGAUCAUUAUAUUAUGUUUCAAGGUUGUUGUGUUAUCAUAUUUUUUUUUAUUUCAAACAUGUUUUUUUAGUUAAAAUUCAGAAAUGUGACAAGAAGCAAACAUGAUCAAA